Molecule: messenger RNA, 1634 nt
Organism: Planococcus citri (citrus mealybug)
Lineage: Eukaryota; Metazoa; Arthropoda; Insecta; Hemiptera; Pseudococcidae
Gene: und
Product: methionyl aminopeptidase und
Exons: 6
Coding region: 144-1583 (479 amino acids)
Biological process (GO): proteolysis
Cellular component (GO): cytoplasm
Molecular function (GO): metalloaminopeptidase activity
Source: RefSeq, a predicted model, not a curated record
AUUGUUUUUUUGAAGCGAAUUAUUUUAUCACACUCUCAUCUCACUUCGGUUGAGUGGUGAAAAUUUAAUUUAUAAUUUCAGUUCGAAGUAUAAACCAAACUCGGUCCAUUUUACAUCCCUUGUUCGAUUCAUGUUAAACAUAAAUGGCUUCAGCUGCAAAUGAAAUGAUAGUCAACGCCGUCAAUCCUGAAGACGAUAAGGACGACGGUGAAGAAAAUGAUGAUAAUGAUCCAUCAGAAACAUGUGGAACCACUAAAAAGAAAAAGAAAAGAAGAAAUCGAAAUAAAAAAGCUGCAGCGACUGAACCAGAGACCGACAAUCAGCAAGCAGAGCAUAAUUCCGAAGAAGCGUUAGAAGUUCAUAUGAAUGGCGUCUCUUUGGAAGACUCUGCCGAAAAUAGUGAAAAGACUGGCAAGAAGAAGAAGAAGAAGCCCAAGAAAAAGACCGAUUCCAACGAUCAAACACCCAAAGGAAAGCAACAAACCAACCCUCCUUCUAUACCGAUAUCAGAACUCUUUCCAAAUGGAGUAUAUCCUGUUGGCCAAGAAACCGAUCAUCCUGCCUUACCCGAUGGUAGAAUAGCACAAAAUCGUGUUACUCUAGAAGAGAAGAAAGCAAUUGAAACUGCGCAUUUUGAUUGGUAUAAUGACGCGAGGCAAGCCGCAGAAGCUCAUAGACAAGUUCGAAAACACAUUCAAAGCUGGGUUAAACCCGGUAUGACAAUGAUAGAAAUAUGUGAAGAAUUGGAAAGAUGUUCGAGAGCUUUAAUUAAUGAAAAUGGUCUGAAAGCCGGAUUAGCUUUUCCCACUGGUUGUUCUAGAAAUAAUUGCGCUGCUCAUUAUACUCCGAAUAAUGGAGAUACUACCGUUUUACAGUAUGAUGAUGUUACUAAAAUUGAUUUUGGUACUCACAUUAAUGGUCGUAUUAUUGAUUGUGCGUUUACGUUAACAUUCAAUCCGAAGUAUGAUAAAUUAGUAGAAGCUGUCAGAGAUGCAACCAAUACCGGUAUUAAAGCUGCAGGAAUCGACGUUCUUUUAUGCGAAGUCGGCGAAGCUGUUCAAGAAGUGAUGGAAUCUUACGAAGUUGAACUCGACGGUAAAACAUACCCAGUCAAAUCAAUCAGAAACUUGAACGGUCACUCCGUGGACGCAUACAGAAUCCAUGCCGGUAAAACAGUACCCAUAGUCAAGGGAGGCGAAGCAAUUCGAAUGGAAGAGAACGAAUUCUACGCCAUCGAAACAUUCGGUUCUACAGGUCGUGGUUAUGUUCACGACGACAUGGAUACAUCUCAUUACAUGAAGCAGUACGACACUCCCUUCGUCCCUUUAAGACUACCUAAUUCGAAGAAAUUACUUUCUACUAUCAAUAAUCAUUUUGGAACGUUGGCGUUUUGUAAACGAUGGCUUGAUCGUUUAGAAGUUACCAAGUAUCAAAUGGCUUUAAAAGAUUUAUGUGAGAAACGGAUAAUUGAAGCGUACCCUCCUUUAUGCGAUAUCAAAGGUUCAUAUACCGCUCAAUUUGAGCACACUAUUGUAUUACGUCCUACCUGUAAAGAAGUUAUUAGUCGUGGUGACGAUUAUUAAUUUACUGUUUAGAUCACUUUUUCAUUAAAAUUUUUCAAGGUGGCGUUUCUA